Messenger RNA from Trichoderma aggressivum f. europaeum, 23454 nucleotides. RefSeq lists its product as uncharacterized. NCBI's taxonomy places the organism in Eukaryota, Fungi, Ascomycota, Sordariomycetes, Hypocreales, Hypocreaceae. Bases 1 to 23454 code for a protein of 7817 amino acids. Gene Ontology annotation, cellular component: cytoplasm. Gene Ontology annotation, molecular function: phosphopantetheine binding; catalytic activity. The transcript is spliced from 3 exons. Gene Ontology annotation, biological process: secondary metabolite biosynthetic process; amino acid activation for nonribosomal peptide biosynthetic process. The record is from RefSeq and is a predicted model, not a curated record.
AUGCAUCAAUUGAAGAAAAUAAUACGACGACUCUCUCACAAGAGCCAUGAAGAGUCUCACUCAUCAGGAUCUGUGGAUGAUGAACUUAAAGAAACUUCAACACUUUCAACUGGUGGUAUACACGAUGAGAGCUUAAUAACAACCGAAACUAUUGAAGGUUUCGAGAAUCUUCAAACUACGAAUGAGGUUGCCGAUUAUUGGCGUCGCAAAUUCUUGAAUUACGAUGGCCCGACCUUCCCAGCUAUUCCAUUCCCAAUAGUGUCUCUGUUUCUCGACAAUGAAAUGGAAUACGAAAUCAUCCAUGGGCAGGAUGAGCCUUCAAAUGUUUCAUCAAUAACCAAAAUUUAUGCUGCCUGGGCCUUGAUCAUUGGACAAUUGACCGGCUCGACCGAUGUUGUGUUCGGCUCCGCUGCCACCGAUUCUCAACAUCAGUUAGCAUCGAUGACACCAAUUGCCCCAGUCCGUGUAUUGCUAGAUACCAAUCAAACGGUAGUUGAUUAUCUCAAGACCGUACAGCAAAAUAUUUUGGAAAUGGAGCCCUAUAAACACACUGGAUUACUCGAGAUUUCCAAAUCAUGUUGGCAGGCUGAGCGUGCCUCUGGGCUCCAAACAGUGUUUAUUGUUUCAUCUCAAAGUGGGAACCAUUUCGGAACUGAAAAGCUACAUAAGAAACAUUGGAAUUCAAGUCACGCUCUAUUCAUUGGCAUCCACAUCGGCGCUAACAAAACGAAAAUCCGCACGUACUCUGAUUCUAGAACCAUUAGCCCUUGGAUGUUGAAUCGGCUUUUGCAGCGACUAGAAUGUGUCGUGAAACAACUUGAUAAUGUGGAGAUCGGUGCAAAAGUCGCCGACUUGAACAUGAUUUCAGACGGCGAUAUGAAGGAAAUAUGGCAGUGGAAUAACUCGGUUCCUCAGGCAAUCAGCCUGUCAGUGACAGAAAUGGUAGAAGAGCGAGCAAUGCUACAAGGGGACGCUCCUGCAGUAUCCGCGUGGGACGGAGAACUUACUUAUGGCGAACUUGGCCGCCUCUCUUCCGAAUUGGCAAUUAAGCUUGUGAAUCACGCGUCAGAUAUUCGACCCAACAAGAUGAUCCUUCUUUUCUUUGAGAAAUCAAUGUGGACAGCCGUCGCUAUGCUGGGCGUGUUGAAAGCUGGGGCAGCGUUUGUGCUGCUUGAUCCCCUUCUUCCAGAGAAAAGGCUGCAAGCAAUUGUACAACAGACAGAGGCCGAUCUUAUUUUGUGUUCCAUCUCCAACAUGGCUGUUGGCUCUGGUCUAGGUCGGGAGAUAUUGGCAGUUGGCCCAGAGUUGUUCAUGUCGUCGAAUGAUCUGAGUCCUCAAAUACUACCACAUCCUAGUCCAUUGUCUCUUAUGUAUGUCAUAUUCACGUCAGGAACUACUGGCACGCCUAAAGGAGUCGCCAUAACUCACCAAAAUUAUGCAUCCGCGCUUCACUAUCAAGCAAAACUUAUGGGACUCACUUCUCAAUCGAGGAUAUACGACUUUUCUGCCUAUAGCUUCGAUCUAUCCAUAUUUAAUGCGUUUUCUGCGUUUACCGUUGGUGGUUGCCUAUGCGUACCCAGCGAAGAGCAGCGGCGAGAAAAUCUAGCAGGGAGCAUAACCUUGCUCCGCGCCAAUUGGAUCUAUCUUACCCCAACAGUUGCUCGACAACUGUUGCCUGGGCAAUUACCUUUUCUUAAAUCAAUGAUAUUGAUCGGAGAGGCUGUGCAUGCCAAAGAUUUGAUGCCUUGGGCGGGCAAGGUACGUAUUAUGAAUACGUAUGGACCAUCCGAAUGCACUACCGCCAGCACGAUCAAUACAGUCGUAUCUCCCUUGGUGGAGGCUACGCGUAUGGGAACAGGGGUUGGGAUCAACACAUGGGUUGUUGAUCCUCAGGACCAUAACAAGUUGAUGCCUAUUGGGUGUAUCGGUGAGCUGCUCCUCGAGGGGCCACUUGUCGGUAACGGAUAUUUGGGAGAACCAAUGAAGACAAAUUCGGCAUUCGUCAAGAACCCAACAUGGCUGGUUAAGGGCUUACUGGGUAAGCCGGGUCGACAAGGUCGUCUUUAUAAAACUGGAGACUUGGUUCGGUAUCAUAGCGAUGGGAGUCUGUCCUUCGCUGGUCGGAAGGACAAUCAGGUCAAAAUUCAUGGCCAUCGAGUUGAACUUGACGAAAUUGAGGUUCGACUGCAUGAAUGCAUCAAAGGAGCAGUCCAUGCAACUGCGGAAAUUAUUGUCCCGAAGAAUUCAAGCCCGGUACUUGUGGCAUUUCUCCAGCUGAAGCGGGACGAAGCAGGUGCUGCGAUCGUGUCGCCACAAAUUCCUAGGAUAUACUCCAUCUCAACGGAGGCGAAGCAAAACGUCGCCAAGCAUUUGCCUGGAUACAUGGUGCCGAAUAUUUAUUUGGUGAUGGAUGAGCUGCCCCUUACCGCGACUGGAAAAAUUGACCGUAAACGGUUGCGCGAAAUAGGUGGUGAAUUUUCCUUCCAGCAGCUAGUUGAGCCACAGACCGUUGCUAUCAAGCGCCAGAUGACAACAGCCGUUGAACAUCGGCUACAGAAACUUUGGUCUCAAAUUCUCGGUAUUAGCCCCGAUAUUAUAAGCCUGGAUGACAGCUUUCUGAAAAUGGGAGGCGAUUCGGUCAGCGCCAUUCAGCUAGUGGCAGAAGCUCGUAAGGCUGGUCUUCAUCUGACCGUGGCAGAUAUCCUCAAGCAGCCUAUCUUCCAGGACAUUGCGAACCAUGCUAUUCAAGUUUCGGAAAGUUCGAAGGCUGAGCAAAAUAUCGCACCUUUUAGUCUCUUGGGUAAAGCGACUAAUAUCGCUUCUAUUAUCCAUGAUCUAUCCAUACAGUACGGUAUAGACCAUUCAAAUAUCGAGGACAUAUAUCCUUGCACGCCUCUCCAAGAAGGGCUUUUAUCACUGUCUUCCAGAGCUGGCGAUUAUAUUAUGCAAGCCGUCCUGAAAAUAUCACCUGAGACUGAUCUAAUCUCAUUGAAAAGGGCUUGGAGUGAAGUCUUCCAGACAACGGCAAUUCUUCGAACUCGAAUUGUACAACACAAGAGCUUUGGUAUUCUACAAAUGGUUUUGAACGAGCAACUGAGUUGGAUUGAUAUCUCUGGCAUCAGUGUGGAUCAAUAUCUUGAGAAUGACAAGGGGAUGAAUAUGGAAAUGGGCCAACCGCUUACACGGUUUGCACUUUUACGUGACCCCGUGGGCGCCACCAACUGGUUAGUUUGGACGAUGCAUCACAGCCUAUACGAUGAGUGGUCUUUGUCUCUUCUUCUAGACAGAGCAAAGAGAGUAUACGAAGGCCAACAAAUCGAGCCAGCUCCUCCCUUCCAAUUGUUCAUUAAAUACCUGCAAGUCCAAGACAGGGAAGCAGUAGCAAACUACUGGCGUGAAACUCUUCACCAAUGCGAAGCGACCCUAUUUCCGAUUCUCCCCUCUUCGGUUAUUUAUCCCGCGACGGAUAGCGUGAUUGGGUACCCCUUUGUAUAUUCCCAUUUGGAUCAAAGAGUUUCGGACAUUACCAUCUCAACACUUGUCCGUGCUUCAUGGGCCAUUAUUGCUUCUCAGAUGACCAACUCGGAUGACGUAGUAUUUGGUACUACUGUGACCGGGAGAAGCGCUCCUGUUGUCGGGAUUCAUACUGUCCCCGCUCCCACAAUCGCAACUAUUCCUAUACGGAUUCAAAUACCAUCUAGAGAGCAAAAGGUUUCUGAAUACUUGGAAACAGUACAAAGACAGUCCACCGACAUGAUCCCUUUCGAACAACUAGGGCUACAUCAUAUUGCUAAAAUAUCAUCCGAUGGGAAGCAUGCAUCCGGCUUUCAGACUCUACUUGUUAUUCAUGCCAAAAACAACGGAGAAACACGAGAUAACUUUGGCAAAUGGAAGUUCGGCAACAGUCAGCAAUCUUUUAACACAUAUGCUUUAAUCCUGGAGAUACAACUUAAACCGAAGUCCAUCUUGGCAACAGCGAGUUUCGAUUCAAGGGUUAUUAAACCGUGGGUUGUACAAAAAAUGCUACAGCGCCUUGACUUUGUCAUGGCUCAACUUGAUGAUGUUGAUCAACCGCUGAGCGCAGUGCGGAUGCUCACAUCCCACGACUUGGAACAAAUCUUGAAGUGGAAUGCUGCUGUUCCGCCGACGGUUGAACUGUCUAUUCCUGAGUUGGUCCAGAAACACACCCAAACUCAGCCCGACGCAGUAGCUAUAUGUGCAUGGGAUGGGCAAAUCACAUACCUCGAAUUGGAAAGGCUUAGCACAAGUCUUGCCGGUCAUUUGAUUGCCCUUGGAGUUUGUCCUGGGGUACUGGUGCCAGUGCACUUUGAAAAGUCUAUGUGGACGACCGUUGCGAUCCUCGCUAUCCUCAAGACCGGGGGUGGUUUUGUCCUGCUAGACCCUUUUCUUCCACAAAAGCGUCUCAAAGAAAUCAUACGACAAAUCGAUGCCAAGUUGAUCCUAUCUUCUGUCUUGUACCGCGACGUCAGCCAGGGCUUGGCUGACCACGUCAUUACUGUCAACACCGAACUUUUCGUCAAUCAUCAAACACACUUUCAGCAACUGGGAAAGCUUGAUCCCUCAUCUACUGCCUAUGUGCUAUUUACAUCUGGUAGUAUGGGCGUUCCAAAAGGCGUCAUGAUAACCCACAAAAAUGUUGCAUCUGCAGUACCACAACAUAUCAAAAAGUUAGGCUACACGAGUCAUUCUAGGAUAUAUGACUUUGCAUCUUACAGCUUUGGAGCCGCCAUCAACAACGUUCUAGCGGCUCUCAUCUCCGGAGCGUGUCUUUGCGUGCCGAGCGACAAUGAUCGACGAAGCAAUUUGGCAGCUAGCUUGGUAUCGCUCCGCGCUUCCGUCGUACUUCUCACCCCCUCAGUUGCUGAGUCUUUAUCGCCCCAAAAUGUCCCCAACCUCCGUUGUAUUAUCUUUGGAGGUGAGGCAGUCCGAAUGAAGGAUGUCGCUCCAUGGUGGGGCCACGUCCAAGUUAUCACCGCAUACGGCUCGAGCGAAGUCACUACAAUCAGCACCAUCAAUUCAGAUGCUACUAGCCCUGAAGAGGCUACUCACAUUGGCAAAGCCGUAGGUGGUGUCAGUUGGAUAGUAGACCCAGAUGACCAUGAUUGCCUUCUGCCACCCGGAUGUGUUGGUGAACUCCUGCUGCAGGGACCAUUAGUUGGUGGCGGCUAUCUCGGUGAUGUUGAAAAGACCGAAAAGGCUUUUGUGGAGGGGCCUCGCUGGCUAAUCGACGCUGCAAACAACAGUGAAGAUAAUACCACUAGGGUCUAUAAGACCGGUGACUUGGUGAGAUACAACGAAGAUGGGAGCCUGUCAUACGUUGGCCGUAAAGAUGCGCAGGUGAAGAUACGCGGCCAACGGGUUGAGCUCGGGGAAGUUGAAACGAUGGUCCAAAAGUAUCUACCGGAUAACAAGAAAAUUGUUGCUGAGGUCAUUAUUCCACAAGCAGAAAGAACUACUCCAGUCCUUGUGGUAUUUACUGAGCCGAAAAUCUCUGCAGAGGCUACGGAUGAAGUGAAGCUCCUUCGGUUACCACCAGAUAUCGAACUGAGACUCGCCGAAUACCUGCCGACAUACAUGAUACCAUCAGUAUUCGUCCUAGUCAAAGAACUGCCAAUGACUCCUACGGGGAAGAUGAAUCGGAGACGACUGCGCGAGAUCGGAGCUACAUUCUCACUAGAUCAGCUUGUGGAAAUACAGACAGGUGAAGGAACGAAGCGGUCGCCAACCACACGACUUGAGCACCAAAUCCGGGCUGUUUGGUCCGAAGUUCUGAACAUUGAUGUCUCCAGGAUUGGAAUAGAUGAUAGUUUCUUUCAACUUGGUGGUGACUCUAUCUCCGCUAUGCGGGCAUCAUCUUUGGCCAUGAGAUUGCCCAUCCAACUGCGAGUGGUUGACAUUCUGAGGGAGAAAACCAUCGCCAACAUUGCCAAAGCCGUCAACUCAGCUACUCCAUCUGCAUUGAAUACAGGGAAAACAAAUCUUGUUACCAAAGCGGACGUGAUAUCAUCUCAUCUCAGCCCAAUCCAGAGACUAUAUUUUCAUCUUCAGAGAGAUCCAACCGUUUGCUUCGAUCAAUUCUUUUACCUUAAAUCAAGACGAAGCAUUGCAGCAGAUUCUUUGUACAAAGCACUUGAGACUAUUGUUCGUCGACAUGACAUAUUGCGUGUCCGAUUCAAGAGGGCUGAGGGCGGGGCUGCAUGGAAGCAACACAUAGCUGAUUCUGUCUCUGAAUCAUUUCAUCUUGACGUCAAGGAAUUUCCUGGUUCUCAAUCAGCCGCUGAGACUAUUUCCCAGUGCCGCGGGCGCCUGAAUAUACAGGAUGGUCCAAUACUAACAGCGGUGUUACUUAACAAAGCUACCAAUGACCAGACAUUGUUCAUUGACAUUCAUCACCUUGUUGUUGAUCUAGUCUCGUGGCGGAUUAUCCUGUCCGAGUUGGAAGACUUUUUGGAAAAUGGGACGAUCAUGACACCAGCACCUUCUGUAGACUUCCGCUCUUGGAUUACUAUGCAAGCACAAUAUGCUACCAGAAUGCUACCAGCCGCCACUGGUACCUAUACCCAGCCAAAUCACCAGAGAAGUCUUGACUACUGGGGAAUGAGCAGCUCAGCUGCAAAUACACGAAAUGGUAUUAUAGCCAAGAAAUUUGUCAUUGAUGAAUCGGCAAGUUCAGUCAUUCUAGGUCGAGGAAAUGAUAUUUUCAAUACUCGCCCUCUUGAGCUCAUAAUCUCUGCGCUCAUAUUCUCGUUUAGUCGCACAUUCCAGGAUCGCCCCCCUCCUAUUAUUUUUAGCGAGGGCCAUGGUCGCGAGACAUGGGAUGACAAUAUUGAUAUUUCAACAACAAUCGGCUGGUUUUCAACUAUUUCUCCUGUACAGGUCACAGGUACUACAAUACAUAACCUUACAGACGUCAUUCGCCGCACAAAAGAUUCCAGGCGAAGCCUAUCAAAAAAUGGUUGGGAAUACUUUACAUCUCGUUUUGCCGAUGAAGCAGAUUCUGUGAUAUUCUCUCAAGAAUACCCGGUUGAGAUAAUGUUUAACUACGCUGGCGCUUAUCAGCAGCUGGAGCGCAGCAAUGGGCUCUUUGAACAUGCAACCCUCCCGGCGGGAUGUGACCCUCCCUCUAGCCUCCAUGUGCAAAGAUUUGCGCUCUUUGAUAUAGAUGUUUGGGUUGAUAAAGGCCAGAUUGCCGCAUCUAUCGAAUUUCACAAAAGCAUGAAUCGGCAAGACAGAAUUGCUUCGUGGAUUCGUAACUUUGAAGCUACUCUAAGCGACAUGGCCCUUGAACUUUGCAGUGGUUCAGUAAACUGGACUUUAAGUGACUUCCCGCUUGCGUUUAAGUCUUACGAUUCAAUUAAUGAAUUCCGCAAUACUUGGACUCAGCUUUCUUUUCAACCCGCCGAUAUCGAAGAUAUUUUCCCCUGCUCACCUCUACAAGAAGGAAUACUAGUAUCACAAGCUAGGGAAGCAACCAAUUACCAGCGGUGGGUUGAAUUUGAAAUCCGAGUCAAUGGCGACAAUUGCCUCGAUAUCGACAGACUCAAACAAUCUUGGAAGGCUGUUGUAAAGCGCCAUGCCCUCUUGAGAACCAUCAUCUUCGACACCUUCCCCGGGACAAACAAGAUGAUGCAUGUUGUUCUCAAAGAUCCGACUCCGAGCAUAUCUUGCGCAACUACUAAACUGGAUGCUCCCAAAGGGCUAAGCAAAGACAACCUUCAACAUCAUCUUUCAAUUUUUAAUAUCGAAAAAAGCAAAGCUCACAUACGCCUUGAGAUGAACCACGCCAUCACCGAUGGCCUCUCACAAGAACUCUUAUGCCGGGAUCUUCAGUCCGCAUACGGUGGGGCCAUCCUUGAUACUGCGGGAUCAUAUAAAGAUUUUAUCGAGUAUUUAGAGAAACAACCGCAUGAAGAUUAUGAGGCGUUUUGGAUUCAUAAUUUGUCUGGAAUCGAGCCAUGUCUUCUUCCCCUCCCACCCUUUAACGGCGAUGAUUCUUUUACCAAAACACCCAAUUCAGUACACGUCCAAGGUAUUGAAACCCGCAAGAUCCGCGACUUCUGUGCGAGCUUUGACGUGACGCCCGCCAUACUAGCUCAACUUGCGUGGGCCCUUGUCUUAAAAGCAUACACAGGAGCCACCUCACCUUGUUUUGGGAGCCUUUUCUCUGGUCGCGAUGUGUUGGUUCGUGGGGCUCAGGACACCUUUGGACCUUUUAUUGGGCUAGUUCCAUUCCGCAUUCACCUCACACAGGAGGACACUAUUCUUGACAUCUUGAAGCAAACCCAAGAUAAUUAUCUGAGCAUCUUACCCUACCAGCACUUCCCCCUCGCAAAAAUUCAUAGAGCCCUUGGGUUAGGUUCACAGCCACUCUUCAACAGCUUGGUAUCAUUCCAGAAGGUUGAUGACUACGAUGGCACGGAUGGGACAGAACUACUCAUUAAAGAAAUCGCCAACUUUGAUCCAACUGAGUACGAUGUAACGAUUGACGUCACGGAUAGCACCACAGAAAUCGAUAUCCAGGUGAGCUCUAGGCCGGGAAGCCUAACAUCAAACGCAACCAUCCGCCUUGCAAACUGCAUAAGCGUAGCACUUUCCAAGCUCGUACAAGAUCCUUAUCAAAGUGUCCAAGAGAUGGCUGUAAUCAGCGUGCCCGAUCUACAACAAUUACAGAAGUGGAACUCUGCACUCCCUGAAACUCUGGAUAGAUGCAUUCAUGAUAUCAUUGAUGAACGCGUUAAAGCUCAACCGAAUGCACCAGCAAUUUGCUCUUGGGAUGGUGAUCUCACCUACCUAGAACUAGAUCGUCUCGCCAAUGGUUUGGCCAAUCGACUUUCUCAACUUGGAAUCGGACAAGGCAUGGUAAUACCACUCUGCUUCGAGAAAUCACUCUGGACGUCAGUUGCCAUACUUGCCGUGCUAAAAGUCGGCGGUGCUUUCGCGCUCCUCGACACCUCACUACCAGAGCAGAGAUUGCAGGCAAUUGUUGAUCAAAUUGAGGCAAAGAUCAUCCUCACGUCCACCUUAAAUCUCGGCCUUAGUUCAAGACUAUGUAAGAACGUCGAACAGAUUGGCGCGGAUUCUGUGACUGCUACCGAUCAUCUCGUUCAUCGGAAGCCUCAGUCCUCUGCAACUGCCAUCUUUGCCAUAUUUACAUCGGGAAGUACUGGUACUCCAAAAGCUGCCAUACUCACUCACUCAAAUAUCGCCACCUGCUUGAAACACCAAGUUGAGCUGCUCGGUUUCACCAAGGAAUCCAGAGUAUAUGAUUUCGCUUCCUAUGCUUUCGACGUCUCCGUGCAUAACCAAGUCGCCACGUUCGUCACAGGAGGCUGUCUAUGUGUCCCUUCUGAUGACGACCGAAAGAAUAAUUUGACCCAUUCAAUAAAUGCCAUGCAAGCUACCAUAAUCACUAUUACACCUUCGGUGGCCCGUCUUAUCGACCCCCAUAUGGUUCCGCGUCUCGAAACCCUCAUAAUAGGCGGAGAGAUCAUCACCGUGAAUGAUGCUGCUCGGUGGUGGGGAAAGGCUCAUGUCGUAAAUAUUUACGGGCCAGCCGAAUGCCACAUCAGCACAAUCAAUGCCGCCGCGACCAAACCCGAGGAGAUUGUUCAUAUCGGUAAAGGUGUCGGCUUACUGGCCUGGAUUGUCGACCCAAACAAUCAUAAUUGUCUAUUGCCCAUUGGCUGUAUCGGAGAGCUCGUCCUCGAGGGCCCGCUUGUGGGUAACGGCUACAUCAAUGACCCGGAGAAAACAGCCGCUGCAUUUAUUCAAGACCCUCCAUGGCUGAUACAAUUUGGCCGUAGUGGCCGAAUGUACAAAACCGGUGAUUUGGUAUGCUACAAUGAGGAUGGAACACUCGUGUUUCUUGGCCGAAAAGACACCCAGGUUAAGAUUCGUGGCCAGCGAGUCGAACUUGGAGAAAUCGAGCAUCGAGUCGAAGAGUGCUUUCCGGAGUCUAGUCAAGUGGCUGCGGAAGUUAUUGGCCCACAUAGUAAUAGGAUUCUGGCUGCAUUUAUCCAGUACGAGACCAGCCCUGCCACGGCCACAUUGCUAUCUGUCCGAUCCCAUAUCAUGGAUCACCUGUCAAAGCACCUUCCCCACCACAUGAUACCUACUCUAUUCUUUUCUAUGCACCAACUUCCAAUGACCACCACAGGAAAGGUUAACCGAAGGAGUUUGCAAGAGAUUGGUGCCUCACUCUCUGCUCAGGAUGUGGCAGAGAUGCUGACCACCAUGCGAGGACUCAAGCGCCGGCCAAUAACUGAAAUAGAGCAACUAAUGCAAGCAAUUUGGGCUCGUAUUCUUGAUAUCAAAACAGAGACUAUCGGUCUUGACGAUGGCUUUUUCCAACUUGGCGGCGAUUCGAUUGGUGCGAUGAAAGUUGUGGCCGAAUCUCGCAAACUUGGACUUCACCUGACGGUUGCGGACAUCUUCACUUACACUACCCUGCAAAACAUUUCUCAGCAAAGCCUCGGUACUCAGGUGCCACCUUUUCAGGAAAUACCUCCAUUUGGGCUCAUAAGCAAAGAAGCCAAUAUUGACUCACUCAUUCAAGAUAUCGUAACGCAACAUCAGCUUGAAGCUACUGUCGUGGACAUUUACCCAUGCACACCUCUUCAAGAAGGCCUCUUCUCCUUGUCGCUUAAGCGCGUGGGCGAUUACAUCAUGCAGGCGACCUUGGAACUGCCGCCUGACAUUUGUCUUGACACAUUUAAGAAAGCAUGGGAGCACGUAUUCUGCACCAUGCCGAUCCUACGCACGCGUAUUGUCCAGACAGACUUCGGCUUGCAGCAAAUCGUCCUUGAUGAAAAACUGCAAUGGGUCGAGACGACUGACCUUGAAAAUUAUCUCCAUGCUGAUAGAUAUCAUGCAAUGGGUAUCGCUAAGCCACUUAGUCGUUACGCGCUCAUUCAAGACCAUGACGGUGUUUCGAAGUGGUUUGUUUGGACUAUGCACCACGCUCUGUACGAUGGCUGGUCUGAGCCGAUUCUGAAUCAGGCGGUGUAUGAGGCUUAUCUGGGAUAUAAACCCGAGCCGGGGCCCCCAUUUCAACACUUUAUAAAGUAUAUUGAGGAUCGGAACAAUAAGCAGAUGGAAGACUAUUGGAAGAACGCUUUCAGCGGUUGUGCCACGGUGCUGUUUCCGACCCUUCCACCAUCCAUUAAGGAGCCACUGGCAGAUAAGUCAAUCGAGCACUGCUUCUCUUAUCCCAGAAAGCGGACCCAUAACAUCACGAUAUCCACGUUGAUUCGUGCAGCUUGGGCUCUAGUUGCUGGCAACAUGACUGACUCGAGAGAUGUUGUCUUUGGCGUCACAGUCUCUGGAAGGACUGCCCCAGUUCCUGGAAUCGACGCCUUGAUAGCUCCCACAAUCGCCACAGUCCCAGUCCGUAUAGCUUUCUCCAAAGAGCAAACGAUUGGAAGUCUUUUAGCCUUGGUACAACAGCAAUCCAUUGACCUGAUACCCAAUGAACAAGCCGGAUUGCAGAACAUUGCAAAGCUUUCUGUUGAGGCUCAGCAUGCGUGUAAUUUCCAGACAUUACUCGUAAUUCAGCCCCGAGAGAGUACCAUCGAUAAUCCUCUGGCCAAAUGGAGAAUUGAAGGCCAGCAGCGCUGGUUCAACACAUACGGCCUGACUCUCCUUAUCCAGAUCUCGUCAGGAAAUAUCACGGUCAAUGCCAGCUUUGACUCUAGGGUGAUAGACCCAUGGAACGUGAGCCAACUGAUGCAGAGACUCGAAUAUGUCUUUUCACAACUAGCUAGUGCACCACCAGAUGAUACACUGAACAGCAUUGAGAUGGUCACACGCCAAGAUCUUGAGACAAUCUGGCAGUGGAACGCGGCUGUGCCCACAGCUGCUGAUCAGUUUGUUCAAGAAAUGAUUGCAGACUUUGCCCAGACCCAGCCGAAUGCGACAGCUAUUUGUGCCUGGGACGGCAACUUUACUUACAAAGAGCUUGACGAACUCUCAACGAAACUUGGAGCGUAUUUAUUCAAGCUGGGCGCCAAUCCCACAACGUUUGUGUCAAUCUUCUUCGAGAAGUCCAAGUGGAAUACGGUUGCAAUGCUCGCCGUGAUGAAAUCAAGCGCAUCUUUUGUUCUACUCGAUCCCUCGCUUCCGAUGCGGCGCCUGGAAGCGAUGGUAAAAGAAGUGCAAGCGAUCAUGAUUGUGACAUCCCCUCUCAAUAGGUCUACAAGCGAGAGUCUCUGCAAAAAUGUUAUUACUCUGAAUUCCGCAUUUCUCAACGAACUAAAUGACGAGGUGGCUCUGCCUCAGCCUCCUGACUUCAAUGGAAUUAACUAUGUGGUAUUCACCUCAGGAACAACGGGAAACCCCAAAGGUGCCGCAAUAACCCACAAAAACUCUGCUUCUGCUGUGAAGUACCAAGUCCCAGGGUUCGGGUAUACCACUGAAUCGCGAGUUUACGAUUUCUCUACCUACAGUUUCGAUGGGGCGCAUUUCAACGCUUUCACAGUUCUCGCAGCAGGUGGCUGCCUUUGUGUCCCAACCGACCACGACCGAAAAAACAACUUGGCGGAAAGCAUGGAGGCUUUAAAAGCUAACACUGUUUUUUUCACGCCGACGGUUGCGGCACUUUUAUCACCAAUACAGCUCCCUCACUUGAAGACAAUGAUUCUGGGCGGAGAGGCCAUCCGUGUGAAUGACAUCAAACCAUGGUGGGAUGCUGAAGGAGUGCGCGUAUUCACGCUGUAUGGUACAAGCGAAUGCACGCCAGUUAGUAUGAUCAAUCCAUUCCCAGAAACACCGGAAGCAGCCGUCGAUAUUGGAAAUGGAUACGGGGUGGUAACUUGGGUAGUGGAUCCGGAUAACCAUGAUUCUCUUAUGCCAUUAGGGUGCGUCGGCGAACUCCUUGUCGAGGGCCCUCUGAUUGGCACGGGUUAUAUAAAUGAUCCAGCCAGGACUGACGCAGUGUUUAUCGAAAGUCCAACUUGGAUGGCGCAACGUGGCCGUACUGGCCGUCUCUACAAAACUGGCGAUCUUGUUCGCUAUAAGCAAGAAGGCGGUCUUCAAUUUCUGGGCAGGAAGGAUGCGCAAGUUAAAAUUCGAGGUCAACGGGUUGAGCUUGAAGAUGUGGAGUGCUUGAUUCAGGAAUCCAUGCCCAGCGUGAUACGAGCCGCUGUGGAAGUGAUCACGCCACAAGGAACUAAUUCGAGUCCCAUCUUGGUUGCAUUUCUCCAAAUGAAUCAUGAAACGUCGGUCCCUGACCAGCCGCAGAUGGUAACUACAUCCACAGCUAAGAUUAUUACAAUACCUGUGGAGGUUGAGCAAACACUAUCCCAGAAUCUUCCUAGUUAUAUGCUCCCGUCUGUGUUUUUUGACAUGAGAGCGCUUCCGCUGGGAACCACGGGCAAAUUGAACCGGAAACAAUUACAAGAGAUGGCUUCAUCAUUAUCCUCUCAACAGUUAGCCGAAGCGCGAGUUAUUCACGCGGGUCCGAAAAGACAGCCAACAACGGAUAUUGAACGCAGAUUGCAGCACCUUUGGGCAAAAGUUCUAGAUAUUAAACCCGCCUCCAUGGUUGGGUUAGAUGAUAGCUUCUUUAAGCUAGGGGGCAACUCAAUCACUGCUAUGAAAGCUGUUGGCGAGGCUCGCAAGCUUGGCCUUCAGCUUUCAGUGGCUAAUAUCUUUCUUUACCCCAGCUUACACCAGACGGCGGAGCAUGUUAUGUCUUUAGAGAACAACGCUCCGACACAAAUGAUAACAAAAUCUGAAGCAAACGAACCUACAGAGCAAUCGUUUGCACAGGGUCGUUUAUGGUUUCUUGAACAGCUUUAUCCAGGUCUCAAUUGGUAUCUCAUGCCUUGCAUAAUGAGACUAAAAGGUCCUCUUAACAUUGAGGCACUCGACAUUGCUCUGACGUCUCUUGAACGCCGGCAUGAAACACUUAGAACUGUUUUCUUUACUGUAGAUGGCGUUGGGAUGCAAAGGGUUCUUCCCAUAAGAGACCACUCUCGUUUGAGCAUCAUUCAAACGACAUCAGAUCAGAACUCAAGCCUCGUGGAUGCCCUUCGAAGGGACGAAACUACUCCAUUUGAGCUAAAGAAAGAGCCCGGAUGGAGGACCGUGCUCUACAAAGUCGAAGAAAACCACUAUGUUCUAUCAAUUGUCAUGCAUCACAUCAUUUCCGACGGUUGGUCUGUUGAUAUUCUUCGCAAGGAACUGGCGUCGUUCUAUUCUGCAGCUAUUCGUGGUGUCCAGGAUCCUCUUUCCCAAAUCGACCCACUGCCAGUUCAGUAUCGCGACUUUUCAAACUGGGAAAAGACGCGCAAUAGUGAAUAUGAGCGACAGCUUGAGUACUGGGCUGCCCAACUAAAAACCAGCCGACCGGCCGAGAUGUUCUGCGAUAGACCGCGUCCUGCGUCACUAUCAGGAUAUGCCGAUGUCCAAAAAUUCACCAUCACCGGAAGGCUAUAUGAGAUGCUGGAGCAAUUUUGUCAAAGAAACAAUGUUACACCUUUCAUUACGCUACUUGCGGCUUUCCGUGCGACUCAUUAUCGCCUCACCAAUCAGCAUGAUGCCACUAUAGGAAGUCCUAAUGCUAAUCGCGACCGAUGGGAGAUCAAGGACGCAAUUGGUUUCUUCGUCAACAUGCAAUGUCUCCGUAUAGUCGUCGACGAAGAGCCAAUGAGUUUUGACAAAUUAGUCGAGCAAGUUCGGUCCGUCACUAUUGACUCAUUUGCCAAUCAAGACGUUCCAUUUGAAAGAGUUGUCUCCAAGUUGCGACACAGUAGGGAUCUGUCGCGGCAUCCUCUCGUACAAAUGAUAUUUGCAGUUCACUCCCAGUUAGACCUGGGACAGUUCGCUUUCGAAGGCAUUGAAGCCCAAUAUAUUGACCAGUCAAUCACCUCACGAUUCGAUCUUGAGUGCCACCUAUUCCAAGAACGAGCUGGCUUUCGUUGUGAGCUUCUCUAUUCAACAGAUAUCUUGUUUCACGAAACAAUUAGCAAUUUCAUAUCUACGUUCAAUGAACUUCUAAGACAAGCUCUCGACGACCCACGGUUAUCAAUUCAAUCCAUGAAUCUAUUGGCAAAUGAUAGCCUCGCCAUGCUAAACGCAAAAUUAGCCAUGGGAAAUGUUACUACAGAUUACCCUCGAGGCGUAAGCGUGGUUGAUCUCUUCCGGCAGCAGGUGAUCAUGUGUCCAAAUAAAAUAGCUGUGAAAGAUACUGUUUCGCAGCUAACAUAUACUGAUUUGGACCAACGGUCCGAUGUUAUUGCCUCCUGGCUAAUUGGACGCAAACUCGUUCCCGAAACUUUGGUUGGUGUUUACGCCGCCCGCUCGUGUGAAACAAUUAUAGCAUUUUUGGGGGUAUUGAAAGCAAAUUUGGCUUAUUUGCCAUUUGAUUCAAAGAUACCUGUUGGUCGAAUGGAUCGCGUUCUCACAUCUAUCAACGGCUCUAAUAUUGUCCUUGUCGGCAGUGGUGUCCAGCCUCCUCUUCUCAAAAAUGAUGUUGAGUUUGUUCAUAUAGAGGAAAUUGUCAGCAAUCUAUCAACCAUUAGAAUCUUGAAAGGGUCGCAGACCCCUUCACCAAGGAGCUUAGCCUACGUUAUGUUUACGUCCGGGUCAACGGGUGCGCCAAAGGGCGUCAUGAUUGAACACGGUAAUAUUGUGCGGCUCGUCAAGAAUACAAAUAUGCUACAGCAUUCAUCCACUGCCGUAAUGGCGCACAUGUCAAAUAUUGCUUUUGACGCAUCGACAUGGGAGAUAUAUACCGCUCUGUUAAACGGUGGGACUUUAAUCUGUAUCGACACAACAGCGACUUUGGAUUGCGAGACAAUGACUAGUACUUUUUCGACGGAGCAUAUCGAAGUCAUGUUCAUCACACCAGCUCUUCUAAAGCAAUAUCUCUUGGAUUGUCCCUCCAUCGUUAGUGGGUUAGAGACUUUAUACAUUGGUGGUGAUCGUUUAGAUCUUCAGGAUGUAUUGAAAGCUCGUACCCUCAUGAAAAACGAUAGUAAGAUUGUCAACGGAUACGGUCCAACUGAAAAUACCAGUUUCAGUACCAUGUAUACCUUGUCCGCAAAUGAACUCUGUACGAAUGGUGUACCAAUUGGGCGGGCUAUUAGCAACUCUGGUGCAUAUGUUAUGGACUCACGGCAGCAUCUCGUCCCUCUCGGCGUAGUGGGAGAACUAGUUGUUACCGGCGAUGGAUUGGCUAGAGGAUAUAUCGACAGUGAACAAAAUAUCGAUCGAUUCAUUACUAUUUCUGUGGAUGGAAAGGGUUCUGUCAGGGCCUAUCGUACCGGCGACUACGUCCGUAAUCGACCUUCAGAUGGGCUUCUCGAAUACAUUGGACGAGCUGAUGGACAAGUCAAGGUUAAUGGCCAGCGUGUUGAGCUUGAAGAAAUCGAUCAUAUCUUGCGCAGCCAUGAAAGCAUUUCAGAUGCCAUUUCCGUAUUCCAAGAAAUAGAAGGGCGAGAUAUGCAGCUGGUUAGUUUUGUUACUUUGCAAACGACUAGCACUGAAGAGCAAGUUCAAGAUUUUGAAGAGAUAAGCGCCGAUGAAGCCAAACAGGUUGAAACAUGGGAGGAGCUUUUCAAUAAGGAUACAUAUAAUGCAUUUGACAACCUUCCGUCCAGCCUAGCAGGACGAGACUUCGUCGGCUGGUGCUCAAUGUAUCAUGGGUACGAUAUCGAUACUGAGGAGAUGAACGAGUGGCUCGAUGAUAGUAUUAACAGCAUCACCAAUGGAUCUAAAUCACUCAACGUUUUAGAGUUGGGAUUUGGAAGUGGCAUGAUUUUGUUCAAUCUCUCUUCAAUUUUGGAGAGCUAUAUUGGUCUUGAUCCAGCGGAAAAGGCUAUCAACUGGGUUGCGAAAUCAUCAAAAGUCAUCCCCGAACUCUCUGACAAGAUCCGUUUACAGAAGGGCACGGCAGCAGACAUACGACAGCUGGGGUCAAUAUCACCCAACAUUGUCAUCGUCAACUCUGUUGUCCAAUAUUUUCCCAAUCACGAGUACUUACUAAAGGUUAUUGGAGAUAUUCUUCAACUGGAGAGUGUCACAACGGCCUUCUUUGGCGAUGUCCGCUCGUACGCAACGUACAAAGAAUUUCAGGUUGCCAAAGCUCUCUUCCAGUAUGGGAACGAUGCUGGCAAGGACGAUAUCCGGAAUUUCAUGGCAGAGAUGGAGCAGAGGGAAUUGGAAUUAUUGAUUGAUCCAGGCUUCUUCACUGGAUUGCAAACUCAAUUUCCUGGCCAGAUCCAUCAUGUUGAGAUAUUGCCAAAACGAAUGAAGGCAGUAAAUGAACUAAGCUGCUUCCGAUUUGCCGCUGUAAUACAUUUGAAGCAUGGCGGCUUCGAGCAAAAAGUCCACGAGGUUAACGAAAAUGAGUGGCUGGACUUCUCAAAACAAAAGCUAGAUCAGGAAAGCCUUCUGGAGCUAUUGCGAAGCUCAACGCUUCCCCUAGCCAUCAGCAACAUUCCGUACAGAAAAACCAUCCUUGAGAGAUUUAUCGUUGACUCGAUGGAAAAUAUUUCCAACGAUGACAAAAGCUGGCACUCAAACGCCAGUGAAAUGGCUGCAAGGCUCCCUUCUCUAGAUGCAGUUGACUUGGAAGAGCUUGCUAAACAAACGGGUUGCCGAGUUGAGAUUAGUUGUGCCCGCCAGUAUACUCAGCGUGGUGGUCUUGAUGCAAUUUUCCACCUCAAUGACUCUGGCGGAGAUAGGCGGACGCUGUUUCGAUUCCCCACAGAUCAUGAGGGACGAUCGCACUCUAAAUUGAGCAGCCGGCCUUUAGAGCAGCACACUAAACAUAGAAUUCGUCAACAGCUCCAAACGAAAUUUGAAGCUCAACUGCCAUCGUACAUGAUUCCAAAGAUCAUCACUUUCCUCGACAAAAUUCCAAUAACGGAAAACGGCAAAGUGGACCGCCAUAUGCUUGUGAAGAACUUACAGAGACGUACCGUGAGAAGGGGAACUUUGCAGCAGCCAUCUACCGAAAGGGAAAGACAAAUGCGGAACAUUUGGGCCCAAGUUCUGAAUCUCGAACCAUCUACAAUCAGUGUUUCAGAUAACUUUUUUGAAAUCGGUGGUGAUUCUCUCGCAGCUAUGAAGAUCGUGGGGCUGGCUCGUAAGGCUGGGCUAAGACUCACAGUCGCCGAUAUUUUCCGUGGCUCCGACUUGGAAACGAUUGCAAGCAACAUCACAGUACUCGAUAGUACUUCUUUCAACAUAUCAAAAAGCGAAACAGACGGGCCUGUAGAGCAAUCAUUUGCUCAGAGGCGGUUAUGGUUUUUAGAGCAGCUUUAUCCCGGCUUGACAUGGUACUUGAUGCCAUGUGCCAUUCGAUUGAGAGGACAUCUUAAUAUUGAGGCUUUACAGGUAGCACUACUGGCCAUUGAGAGACGCCAUGAAACAUUACGAACCACUUUCGACACUGUUGACUCCAUCGAAGUGCAAAUAAUUCGGCCAUUCCUGCCUAAUGAUCUGAAAGUUAUCGAUGUCAUGGAUGAAGAUACUCUGAUGGCAGCGUUGCACCAAGACUAUGCAACUCCGAUGGAUCUACGGAAGGAACCCGGCUGGAGAAUUAUGCUGUAUAGACUUGGGCAUAACAGCCACGUGUUAUCAAUUGUUAUGCAUCAUAUUAUUUCUGACGGUUGGUCGAUCGAGAUUCUCCAAAAAGAAUUGGCGACAUUUUAUAAGAUGGCAAUUCAGAAACAAGAUCCUCUAUCAAUGAUAGAGGCGCUCCCCAUUCAAUAUCGUGACUUUUCUGUCUGGCAGAAGUCGAAGCCUCAAGCGCAUGAACAUGAAAAACAACUUGAAUACUGGGUGAAUCAGCUAGAGACAAGCAAAGCAGCUGAGUUUCUUUGUGAUAAGCUGAGGCCCGCUACUCUCUCUGGCCAUGCAGGCAGACAGAGUCUGAGACUUGAGGGCGAAAUUUUUAAUCGGCUCCAAAUGUUCUGCAAGUCACGCAAAGUAACACCCUUUACCGUUUUGCUUGCAGUCUUUCGAGCUACCCAUUUCCGAAUGACAGGCGUUACCGAUGCCAACAUCGCCACGGUUAACGCUAAUCGCCAUCGAUGGGAAGUCAAGGAUAUGAUUGGAUUCUUCGUCAACCUUCAAAGUAUCCGAAUCUGGACUGAAGAAGAAUCCUUAGAAGAUCUUGUCCAAAAGGUUCACAAGACUUUAGUUGAUUCAAUUGCCAACCAGGACGUGCCAUUUGAAAACAUUGUUUCAAAAUUGCAAACGGAUAGAGACCAAUCUCGUCAGCCUCUGUCACAGAUUUUAUUUGCUCUUCAUUCUCAAAAGAAUCUUGGGUCAUUUAAAUUAGAAGGCUUAAUCACAGAACAAAUUCCUGUGCCUCCGACGACUCGAUUUGAUAUGGAGUUUCACUUUUUCCAAGAGUCGGGUGCCCUUCAAGGAGAACUCUUGUUCUCAACUGACCUCUAUAUCGCUGAAUCCAUCGCCAGCAUUCUUUCCACGUUUGAUAUGAUGCUGAAAAAUUCUCUUGAACAUCCUAAUAUGCCUAUAACCUCCCUGCCCUUGCUGUCGGAUGAAGGUCUUGUGGCACUGAAACAGAGGGGCCUUAUCAACGUUGUCCUGCCAGAGUAUCCUCGGGACUCUAGCAUUGUGGAUCUCUUCCGUGAGCAAGUAGCACUCCAUCCCCAGCGCUUAGCUGUCAAAGAUGACUCUCCUAUGGAGCUCACAUAUGCGCAGCUUGACAAAUUGUCAGACGAUCUGGCUCAUUGGCUAAGCAAGCAUUCAUUUUCUGCCGGAACUCUUAUCGGCGUUUUUUGUAGGCGAUCUUGUCAAUCAGCUCUUGCUUUCAUGGGUAUUCUGAAGGCUGGGUUGGCGUAUCUACCAUUCCACCUGAAGACACCUCAGUCUAGAAUGAGAGCUAUUCUGUCAACAUUACCAGGUCGUAAGAUGGUCAUGGUUGGCAGCGACAUUGCAAGCCCUAGCUUACAACUCGAAGACACCGAAUUCGUUCGCAUUACGGAUGCAUUGGAAGAGCAAAUAUCACGGAAUUAUAGACCUCAAUCAUACGUCACGGUUUCGGGUGAGAGUCUCGCAUAUGUCAUGUUCACAUCUGGUUCGACAGGUAAUCCCAAGGGUGUCAUGAUCCAACACCGAGGCAUCGUCCGCUUAGUGAAAGGGAGCAAUGUGGUCAAGCAUCUUCCCCCUGCAGCGAUCAUGGCCCACCUAACAAAUAUUGCAUUUGAUGUUUCAGCAUGGGAAAUUUAUGCAACGCUUCUCAAUGGUGGUACAUUAAUCUGUAUCGAUACUGCAGUACUCCUGGACCCCAGAGCAUUAACCGAUACAUUCAACAAGGAGAAUAUCCAAGUUGCCUCUUUCACACCAGCGCUCCUCAAAAUUUUACUAGAGCAGGCCCCUACUGCCCUUAGUUCCGUUGAGGCUCUAUAUGUCGCUGGAGAAAGGGCUGACGCCCGAGAUCUGGUAGCUUUACGAACUCUCAUGAAGACCAACGUGGUCAUCAAUGCCUAUGGGCCGACCGAAAAUUCAAUCUUCAGCACAUUUUACGUCAUGUCUAGCGAGGAAAAAUGUGUAAACGGUGUGCCUAUCGGGCAUUCAGUUAGCUGUUCGGGCUCAUAUGUUGUUGACAAGAACCAGCGUCUUGUGCCCCCUGGCGUUAUUGGAGAGCUAGUGGUCACUGGCGAUGGCCUCGCAAUGGGUUAUACUGAUCCUGGGUUGAAUGUCAACCGAUUUAUCACAAUCGAUAUCGAAGACGAAUUAGUGAAGGGGUAUCGUACUGGUGACUAUGUCCGUUGGAGGCCUACUGACGGAGAAAUCGAGUUUUUUGGACGUGUAGACGGACAAGUCAAAAUUCGUGGUCACCGGGUCGAAUUGGGAGAAAUCGAACACGCCCUACGAGAUUAUAACACGGUAAAUGAUGCGGUCGUUGUCUUGCAUCAUGAUGGACUUCGGGAACCGCAAAUAUUUGGUUACGUCGUUCCAGACGAGAAUAUUGAAAGCAGCCAAGGAUCUGACAUUGGCGUGAGCGAUCACGUAAAAGCAUGGGAAGACAUUUUUAAUACUGAGACGUAUCAAGCAGUUGGUCAAGUGGAAGCUGCAAAGAUUGGAAGAGAUUUCAUUGGCUGGUCUUCCAAUUACGACGGGAGCAUCAUUGGUACUACUGAGAUGAACGAGUGGCUUGACGAGACAAUCACCGCAAUAAAAAAUACCAGCCAGCCUCUGAGGGUUCUCGAGCUAGGGACAGGGACUGGCAUGAUCCUGUUUAAUCUGACCAACGAACUCAUCCAGUAUACCGGGCUUGAGCCGUCUGAGCGUGCCGUUGAGUUUGUUUUCCGCUCGGUCCAGUCAAUCCCCGCGCUUUCUAACAAGGUUCGAUUAUAUAAAGGCACAGCAGCCGAUAUUGGGACACUUCCUAGCACAGUGACACCCAAUGUUGUAAUCAUCAAUUCAGUCGCACAAUAUUUCCCCAGUCAGGAAUAUCUUCUUCGUGUUAUUGGAAGCAUUCUCAAGCUUGGCACUGUUGAAACGAUUUUCUUUGGCGAUGUUCGAUCGAACGCGCUCUACCGAGAAUUCCAAGCAAGCAGAAUCUUGUUCACUUUAGGCGAUGCAGUGAUUGGAAAGGACGAAUUUCGCCAGAGAAUCUCAGAGCUAAAUCGCACCGAGCAUGAGUUGCUCGUUGACCCCGCCUUCUUCACUGCUCUCACAAUCACGAUGCCACAGAUAGAGCAUGUCGAGAUCCUACCGAAACAUAUGCAUGCCACCAACGAACUGAGCGCUUACCGUUAUGCGGCUGUACUACACGUCAAAUCAAAAAAGCAGCGACGAAUUCGCGAGCUUGACAACAAUGAAUGGAUGGAUUAUGCGAAAGAGAAACUGGACAAAGAGUCGCUUCUGCAAUACUUACAAAGUACAAAGUCCGAUGUCAUAGGAUUUAGUAACAUUCCUUACAGCAAAAUCAUCUUUGAGAAAUUCCUACUUGAAUCGCUUGACAAUGGUUUGGAUCAUCACCAUUGGAUCUUCACAUCUCGUCAAUCGGCCCAGCGCUGUGCAUCACUGGCGCCCACUGACUUAACUGCACUGGCUGCAGCUGGUGGGUUCCGUGUUGAGAUUAGCUGGGCUAGACAAUACACCCAACGCGGUGGCCUCGAUGCCAUAUUUCAUCGUGGCGGUCAAGAAGCAGAGCAUCAUGGCAGAGCGCUGUUCAAAUUUCCUUUGGAACCUAGCGGUAGGCCGGCUCACUCUCUUACAAGCCGCCCAUUGCGUCAACAGUGGCAUCAAAAGAUUCAACAAGACCUCUAUGAGUUGCUGAGGGCUCAGCUCCCUUCUUAUAUGAUCCCUCAAGCGAUCAUUAUUCUUGACAAGAUGCCGGUUAACGACAACGGGAAGGUAGAUCGCAAAGCACUUCCUAUUCCGCACAAAGCCCAUGCCCUUGUGGCACCCGGGACAAUUGCAACGCCCAAGAAUGAUACGGAACGAGCUAUGCAGAAAAUUUGGGCCAACGUCCUCAACAUCGAUCAUUCUCUAAUCAGCCUUCGCGAUAAUUUUUUCCGCCUUGGAGGUAACUCUAUCACGGCAAUGAGGGUUGUUUAUGAAGCUCGCACAAUUGGUCUUAAGCUAGUUGUUGCCGAUGUCUUCAACUGCGAUACGCUUGAGCAAUUGGCUCGCCAUUGCGCGAAAGUCGGCGAGAAUGAGGAUGAUUACCAAGAAAUCAUCCUUGUUGAGCCCGCUGUCAAAACCGCUCUUUUAGAUGAGAUUGAUGGUCUUAAUCUAAACUUUCGUGGUUCUGCAGUUUCAGAUAUUCUUCCAUUAACAAACUUCCAGCGCAAGACAAUUAUUCACGGGAUUACAACUGGCCAGCAUGCCAAUUAUUUUUACCUUGACCUUGGCAAAGAUUUAAACAUGGAACAACUAAAGGCAAGCUGCGCAAUGACUUUGGAGAAAUUUCCUAUUCUACGCGCUUCAUUCCUAUUUCUGGGGGGAGAAUUUUGGCAGGUCAUUCUCCGCAACGGGCCGAAUCUAGCCCCAGUACAAAUUCGAGAUGUCAGCGAAGAUCUUGAUAAAGCCUCAAACAACUACUGCUUUGAAGAUUUGCAAAAAUUAAAAUCGUCAGAAUUUCCACUAGCUUUCAUUUUACUUCAUAGCCUUCAUGAUGGUUCACGAUUGAUUAUCCGCUUAUCGCAUGCUCAGUACGAUGGAAUAUCUUUCCCUCUUUUAUUCCAGUCGUUAAUUAACAGCUACAAUGGCAUUGAGCUUCCCCCUGGACCCGAUUUCUCAAAAUUCUUGUCAUACGGCCGCCAAAAACGGGAGAGCUCGAUCGCGUAUUGGAAGAACGUGCUACAGGGUUCAUUGCCAACUGCAAUUGAGCCAAAGAUACGUCCACCGAUUGAAGUCGGGGGUAUGAGUACUCCUCGGCGUAUAUUUGAAAAUGCGGAGCGCAGCGUGGGCUAUCCUCCUAUCAAGGAUAACGCACCAACAUGA